GCAGACAGGAAGUGAUUGUUGGCAGGGAAUCGACUGUCAACUCACGCUGCGUUGUCGUGCUAUCCAGCUAGCUCAUUAGCUGGCAAGCUCAUUUGAACCAAAAUUCAACAUUUUCAGCUGAGGAGCAGGCCUGGUGAGAUUGUUUGCACAACUUGGGAUAUACAGUAGGCACCAUGUUGGUCCCCAUAUUCACUCUGAAGCUGAAUCACAAGAUUAACCCUCGCAUGGUGACUGUUGGGAAAUUUGAUGGAGUCCACCCAUGCCUUACUGCAGCCACACAGGCUGGAAAGGUUUUUAUCCACAACCCUCAUGCUCGUGGUCAGAGACCUGUUGCCCACCGACUGAGCCAGAGCACCCAGGACUCUGACAUCUCUCUCCUCAACAUCAACCAGGCAGUCACUUGUCUGACAGCAGGAACGUUGGGACCAAACACUACUGGGGACACACUGUUGGUGGGAUCCCAGACCAACCUACUUGCCUAUGAUGUCCAUGACAAUGCUGAUAUAUUCUACAGAGAGGUGACGGAUGGGGCAAAUGCUAUUGUGUUGGGGAAACUCGGGGACAUCCCGACUCCUCUCGCCAUCAUUGGAGGGAACUGCGCCUUACAAGGCUUCGACUAUGAGGGCAACGACCACUUUUGGACAGUAACUGGAGAUAAUGUCAGAUCUCUGGUGCUCUGUGACUUCACUGGGGAUGGGAAAAAUGAGCUCCUGGUAGGAUCGGAGGACUUUGACAUCAGGGUAUUCAAAGAGGAUGAGCUUGUGUCUGAGAUGACUGAAAAUGAGACAGUAACAUCACUAUGCCAUAUGCAUGGCAGCAGGUUUGGCUAUGCCCUGGCUAAUGGCACCGUAGGAGUUUAUGACCGCACUGCCCGCUACUGGAGGAUUAAGUCUAAGAAUCAUGCAAUGAGCAUCCAUGCCUUUGACCUGAAUGCUGACGGGGUGGUGGAGCUUAUCACUGGCUGGUCCAAUGGAAAGAUUGAUGCUCGUAGUGACCGCACAGGCGAGGUAAUUUUCAAAGACAACUUCUCCUCUUCUGUGGCUGGAGUGGUGGAGGGAGACUACAGGUUGGAUGGGCAGAAACAACUUAUCUGCACAUCUAUAGAGGGAGAGGUCCGUGGUUACCUGCCAGCCAGUAAGGACCUUAAAGGGAAUCUCAUGGACUCCAGUGCUGAACAGGACCUCAUUAGAGAGCUCAGCCAACGCAGACAGAAUCUGUUACUGGAAUUACGCAACUAUGAAGAGAACGCCAAGGGUGUGUCAGAGACAAACAGUGGGAUGGGUGUCAUACCAGCCAACACUCAGCUCCAGACUGCGCUGUCAGUGAGACCUGCUACAGAGGCCCAGAAGGCUCAUGUAGAGCUCAGCAUUUCAACACCAAAUGAAACCAUUAUCCGUGCAGUGCUCAUCUUCGCAGAGGGGAUAUUUGAGGGGGAGAGCCAUGUUGUCCACCCCAGUGCCCAGCACUUGUCAGGCUGUGUCCUAGUCCCCAUUGUCCCCCCAAAAGAUAUACCAGUAGAUCUGCAUAUCAAAGCAUUUGUUGGAGGGAAAACUAGCACCCAAUUCCACGUGUUUGAAAUCACUCGUCAGCUGCCUCGUUUCUCCAUGUAUGACAUCACAGUUGACUCCUCAGCUGCUCCGCCCACUGGAAGGGUCACCUUCAGCAUCAACGACCGACCACAGCGGGUGGCGAUGUGGCUGAAUCAGAACUUCCUGCUUCCAGAGGGAGUAGACACUCCUGAUGUCACUUUUAAUUCACUAAGAGGAGGGGGACUGUUGUCGAUCAGCAUGGCCAGCAAUGGACAGAUCACUCUGAGAACUGAUGACAUUGACCUGGCAGGAGAUUUGGUCCAAUCACUGGCCUCCUUCCUGGCAAUAGAGGACUUGUCAGCAGAAGCAGACUUCCCCGGAUACUUUGAGGAGCUACGCAGUACACUCACUGAGGUGGAUGAGUUCCAUUCUGUUCAUCAGAAGUUAACUGCAGCUAUAGCCGACCACUCCAACUACAUCAGGAACAUGCUGGUGCAAGCAGAGGAUGCUCGCCUAAUGGGUGACAUGACAACUACAAAGAAGCGUUACAGAGAGCUGUAUGAUCUAAACAGGGAUCUGAUCAACGAGUAUAAAAUCCGCUCUAACAACCACAACGCACUACUGGCCUGCCUCAAGUCUGUCAACCAGGCCAUACAGCGGGCUGGUAGACUCCGAGUGGGUAAGCCCAAGAACCAAGUAAUCUCUGCCUGUCGAGACGCCAUCAAGAGCAAUAACAUCAAUGCACUCUUCAGGAUCAUGAGAGCUGGCACUGCAUCCUCCUGAGGGUGGAAUGAGGGGGGAAUGCAGGAAUGGACAAACAGAUUGAAAGAAGAGGGAUGGUCACAAGCACAACCGAUCAGUACUGUCAUGUUGAACUUCAUCUAUUUCAAACAUCCAGCAAGGAUGUUUCACCAGAAUGAUGAGCCUGGGAAGACACCUAAACAUGGACAUGAAAGGCAGAAGACACUAAGACUGUGGAAUGGGGAUGCUGUUGUAGCCUUAAUCUAUCUUUUUCCAUGAUUUAGGAAUAAGCAACAUUUGGCACCAGCUCCAUAAUACUUUGAGUGUACUUGAAACUUGAAAUUCUGCUAGCUCACAGAAAUAAAAUGCUGACCACAGGCUUAGUGCACUGGCAAAAUUGUCAUCCAUUUCAGUCUAGCUCUGUGGCUGUUUGGAAGAGCUUGAUUUAGCGCAGUUACAGCUUAGAUAAAUAAUUGUCAAAACUAGUGUAGGAGUCAGCAGGCAGGAGUGACACAACUGUUUAGAGAGUUCAGCUGAACCAAAACAAGGAGUGGACUCUUUCCCCAAACUGUUUCUCAAAAGCAAUAGAACAAACAUUGCUUGAAUACAAUGAGAAAUUCAUUUUAAAUCAAAGGUUUAACAUAUUGCUGUUGUCUAAAACUCGUGCAAAACAAAAGUUAGUCUUUUUCUUCAGUUAUACGCUCACAUAUACUAUCUGAUAGCAUCAGUAGUUAAGAGUUAAGAAAGAAAUAGUUGAGCCUAAUGUCCAUCGAAUGUAUUAGAGGUGUUCCAGGUGACGUUGCACAUUUGAGAAAAUGAGUAUCUGCUGGAACGGUACCUGACUGUGUAAUUGAGCUGAUGCAGUGAUGUUUAGAGAGAGCACAGCUGGAGCAAGACAGAGAGCAGUUUCCUCUCAGAUAGAGAGUCGUGCCAUUGAAGUCACUGCUGGCCCUGAUAGUUCUUUGUGACAGCUCACUCAGACUCAGCUCUCUGCUCCCAGCUGUUGUGUGUUUGUGUGCUGUUUGUAGCCAAAGAAAAUUAAAUUAAUGAAUGUCACAGAGGACCAAUGCUGUGUGUUGAACUUGUUUACCUUUUGUAGAUUGUACACAGAAUCACAGAUAUUAAAUAUCAUUUUGUGUUUGUGGCAGAAACUAUUAUUAAAUAAUGUUUUAAAAGUU
Messenger RNA from Siniperca chuatsi (mandarin fish), 3448 nucleotides. It is a transcript of the gene bbs2, whose product is annotated as Bardet-Biedl syndrome 2. Lineage: Eukaryota; Metazoa; Chordata; Actinopteri; Centrarchiformes; Sinipercidae. The coding region runs from base 174 to 2312 and encodes 712 amino acids. Gene Ontology annotation, molecular function: protein binding. Gene Ontology annotation, biological process: non-motile cilium assembly. The record is from RefSeq and is a predicted model, not a curated record. The transcript is spliced from 18 exons. Gene Ontology annotation, cellular component: ciliary basal body; neuron projection; BBSome.